AUGAUCUCUCUUUUUAAGACUCAAUUAAUGAAGACAAGUUUGUGAGUAUGGAGAUUAAACAAUAUGACAAUCCAAAUUGUGAUGUUUUGAUUGAGUCUUUUUAUAAUACAUCUACAAGAUAAAUUCAAAAAUAUGUGCAUUCAUAAUAUUGUGAGUGCAUACUACAAGAUACUUAUCUUCUCACCGUCCAACUUAAUUAUACGUUGUCCCUAGUCCAUAAAAAAUGAAUUUAGAGAAAGAAGGUGCAAAUUGAGUAAUGCAGUCCACGCUAUAUUUGGUGGCAAAUGGGACCCAUCUCCACCACUACACAAGCUCGAGGUGAUAGAGGAGACCUCACCCUCACGUAUCCAGCCAAAUCAAGGAGCACGAGUGAAGAUGAAGGACCCCGGAUUCCACUAUACAGCUUGA
Messenger RNA from Spirodela intermedia, 408 nucleotides. The record is from the annotation of a GenBank genome assembly. Lineage: Eukaryota; Viridiplantae; Streptophyta; Magnoliopsida; Alismatales; Araceae.